AAUUACCCUCAUUCAUCCACUUAUUAUUAACUUUUUGUGUGUGUGGAGUUUAUUAAAUUUAAGACAAAAAUUAUCUGGGCAGAUUUGGUGAUUCUUUUCAAAUCAUGAUCUCAAUGAAAAGAUCAGUGAAAUUAACCCUUUUACUGCGACAAGAAACAAUUAGCAGCAGCAGAAGCAUUGAGUGAAAUCUCUAUAAGCAUCUACAAUAAAGUUACCAAUGAAAAAGAAUACAUUUUGCAACUUCUUCUCAAUUCAAAGAUUGGAUGUGGCUCUAGAACAAGUGGAGGUGUCUCAGAGUGAUUGGUAAUUAGGGAAAGGUGUACCAAGUGGCAGUCAGAAGGUCGUGGGUGUGCCCCUGGACAGCCAGCAGGACACAGUAUGGUCAGUGGGAGCACCUGUUGCAGGAACUCAUCACUGAUGACAAGAUUAUGACAAGGCUAUGACUGUGUUGCUUUGUACAGCAUUAACCUCAGGUCAUGAUGUACCUGCAAGACUGCUGCUUGUAUUGUGUGUUGGUUCAGUAUGCACGGUGGUGUUCAGUGUGCGUGGUGGUGAUAAAUGAAUACUUGGGGCUUGUGGGAAUGAGAGGAAAAACUUCAUAACUUCCUAAUGUUCAUAGCUUUGUUCCUUUGUAUGUGAUGUGUACAGAGACUCUAACGUGUUCUCCCUGUUCUCGUACCUGGGAUGAGUCUGCCCCUCACACAACCGUUCCAUCACUUGCCGUGUGAGGGAGCUGUGUGCACGGAGGCUCGGCCAACACUUCAGAUUGUGAUGCUCUCAGUGACUGGUAACUCAGGUGUUUUGGCUUCCUCUGCACACACUCUGCAGCUUGAGACGUUGGCACAGGAAGCACAGCACCUCCAGAUGGCAUCACUGCAGGACUCUGAGCAGCUGCUGAAGGACACCAGCCAGCAGCCGUCCCUCCUCUAUGUGCUGAACUCGGCAGACUUACAGAGGCAGCUGGAGACACUCAGCGAGGAGAACGUCCAGCUGUCAGGGCUGUGGAUGAGAACAAGAUGCUCAGGAGGGAUUUGGAGGUGGAGUGGUGGCUGAAUGGGUGUGACGAGAGGAGUGACUGAUAUGUGGGUGGUACUGGCACAGGAGAAGCAGAAGGAGGCAUACCUGCAGAGAAACCUGGAGCACGACCUAGAACAGUGGCACCCUUGAGCAGCAGACAGUGGGGUGCAGCAGGAGGCCGGCAAACUAGGGGAGGAGCUGCUGAAGGCAUCCCAGCAGAUGAAGCAGUGAAGGAGAGGCAUGAGCUGAGGCAGGAGGUGAAGUGAUGUGCAGACAAGGCUCUGACACAACACCCUCACUGACAAAUGAGAGGGAAGUGUGGCUGGAGGGCUGCAGUAGGGAAGUGUAUGUGUAGUUUGACUGUAUAAAGGUAAGGAGGACAGGUGUGAGUGCUUUAGUUACAGAGGUGUCAGUCUGUCGAGUGUGCAGGAGAAGGAGAGUGAAGGUUAUGUGGAAAAAAGUAGUGAGGUGCAGCAGGGAGGCAGGUGGUGGUGGGAUGAAGGUAAAGCUGAACAGUGAGGAGCUGGAGGAGGCACACUCUUCAAAUAUCUUGGAUCUACAGUGGUGGUGGGUGGAGGGGGAGGGACAGGUGAGAGGUGGGGUGAAGGAAGCAGGUAAAGUGUUAUGAGGUAUGGUUAGGCUGAGAGUAGGCCACUGGAAUUAAUGUAAAGAGAAUAUUGCAUAAAGGGACAAAGGAGAUUCGCUGUAAAAGAGAUGGGAUGCCUCAGGAGUGUGUGUGUGUGUGUGUGUGUGUGUUGAGUAGCUUGGAUAGAAAGUCAGAAAUUAGGAAAUGGUAAUUUUUUCAUAGGUGGAGGUACUGAGAGAAGAGAUUGGAGGAGGCAGCAGCAGCAGGUGGAAGGAGAGGGGGAGGAGUGUCUUUCUUCUCCCAUUGAGUUUAUGUCAGAGAGGAGAGGAGGAGGGAAGCACAGUGAUCUCCCAGGACUUGUUGUGUGCCCUCUCUGACACCAUACAGGCACUACAGGAACCCAUCUGUGUGGCCACUCCAGGCAGGCACUCCUUUGUUACUUGUCUUGACGCUGUCUCCCGGGGACCCUGAGGCAGCCAGCCUCUGGUGGAGACUCUGAAGGUGGAACUCAGUGCUGCAGGAACACAGCAGGUGAUGGAGCAGCAGCAGCAGCAGCAGCAGCAGCAGCAGGUGGCUUGUGCCACAGACCACUACCUGCAGAACACUGCUGAGGUGAAAAAGAGCUCAACACAUGGGAGACUCACAAGUCCUUCAUGGGAGACUGUGUCCUUCAUGCCAUGUCCUCAAGACAGCCAGAACAGAGCACCACAUGUGCCUGCCCCUCUCUGCCCCACGGAAGCUCUGAGGAGGCCGUGCACAAGGCUGUGGAGGAGGCACACUCUCGGCUCAGGGCAGAUUGUAAAACCAAGCUUGCCACCUGUGAAAAAUUGAGGUUGAUUGAACAGCAAGAGUGAAAUGCUCUGCCUCUCCUUCUUCUCCUGCCUUGAGAAUGUUGCUCCAUCAGGUGUGCCGGGGCAGAGUGGGUGGCGCGAGAACACCAUGCUGGGUGUGUCCUUCCUCAGCUUUGACCCUCACUCCAACAACACGGAGGUGAAGGAGCUGAAAGGACUGCUGGAGCUACUUGCACAGGAAAGUAAUGAAAUUCUGGAUCUGAAUGCUGCUGCUGCUACAGUGGAGAGGAAGACCAGGACUCCUCCAGACACUUGUAUAUCAGAAGCUGUGUGUGAUGAGUGUGUGGAGGAGUUAAGAGAAGUGGAGCAGGAUCAGGCUGCAUCAGAAAACAUGUCAAGGGAAGAAUUUGGAGACCACCAAGAGUCACAGAUUGAAGAGUUGGUCACAGCACCUGAACAAGAAGUAGAAAAUGCAAGUCCAUCAUCUGAGCCAUCCUGAGCAGCUCCUCAGUGACUGGCUGGAAUGAAUUUGAUAUUGCUGAAUGAAACCUUUGAGACCUCAGUGGUGGUUCCUGUGGGUGCUGCCCAGGCUGCCUCAGACACACUGGAGGUCAGACAACAGCUGUGUGUGCUUGAGCAGAAGGUUCAGCUGCAGAACAGGAUUGGUAGUUUACAAGGUACUUUAAGACAGAUGAAGGAAAAGGAAAGUUCCAUUAAUGAAAAAUUAGCAGAGGAGGAAACUGCUUACAUUGGACAGUUGGGGAGUGAGGUGCAGAGGCAAGAAAAAAUAUAACAGCCUCCUCAAAACACACAGCAGCUCUGGGCAUUCUUCGCACGACCACAAAAACGGGCAACACGCAGCAGGAGUCCCAGUGAAAUGCAGCCACUGGAAAGCCUCCCAUCUGUAUGGCAGCAGUAGCAACUCACCACAGCAAAGCUGGUAACCUCAGCGAGUGCCUGGCUACUGCAAAGCGGAAGAAUGAUGAACUCAGGUUCUGCCUGAUGGCCAAUGAUGCCUCCGUAAGGAAGGUGAAGUUGCUGAUGUUGGAGCUGAGGGUUGUGGAGAGAAAGAUCUCCCACCUGAAGGGGGAGCUGUGAAGACAACAGGAAGCCGGCCCUGGCGACUCCACCAUCUAUGAACCGACUGGCUGGUCCACACAGCAGCAGCAGCAGCAGCAGCAGGAGGAAGAGGCCAAAGCCAAGGCAGAACUUAACUGCUACAUGUCCAGCAGCAGCAUCUUGACCCAAGUGGUGGUGAUGGAGCUACAGAACAAGCUGUACCUCACAGAGAAAGGCAAGAAUUAAGCUGGAGAGUGAGCUGAGGUGGUGCAGCAGCAUCCUGGCCAAGGCGAGGGAGUGGAAGAUGAAGGCCACCAAGGAGGAGCAGGCCACACAGAAGGCCAGGAAGGAGUGUGAUGAAAUGUACAGUGAACUGAAGAAAUGCACUGCCAGGGUGGAGGAGCUUGGCAGCAAGCUUGAGGGGCAGCUGUUUGAGGCGGGCCAUCAGAGAGAGAGUUGAUCCAGAGGAUGGAGAGGCAUCCACCCUCGGCCACCUCUGCUGCUCCUGGUCUUGCUGAGGUACCUCAGGCAACACCUGCAUCCAGAGGAUCCAGGGGAGCACCUGUAACACCUGCACUAAUGCCCAUUGCUGCAGGAAGAGGGAGAACGAUGACUGCAACAACAGCUGCAGGGGGAGGACCAGGGACAGGAACUGAAGCAAAUACAUCAGCGGCAGUAGGUGGAGCAGACGCAGCAAGGGAUAAGGAUAAACAGAGGCAGGACGAGAGGCCAGCCACCCACCCUCUGCAGCUACACCAUGCCCUGCUGCCCCACCACACCUGUGUCAAGAAGCUCCCCUUCAUGAAGGACGUCUGGGCCAAGGAAACGAGAGACAAAGUACCCAUGUGGAAGCCCUGGAGGGAGAACAAGUACAUCAGCAAGUACAGACUCCCAGCAGAGGAGAGGAGGAAGCACAGUGAAGACUGAAAGACCCAGUGAGAUCUUGUCCUUCACUUCCUGCCCUUCACCUUGCCACCACCCCCUUCACUGGCCAUCUGGUGCCCUGGUGGUGACCUUAGUAGUGAUUUUUUUUGUUUUUUAUUAUGUAGGAGAGACACCGGCCAAGGGCAACAAAACUCCAAUGAAAAAAAAAAAGCCCACUGGCCCACUGAUGGUGCCAUGUACUUCCCCCAGGCUGUGAUUGCAUCCCCGACUCACCACUGCGGCAUGGGGUGGUGGGUCACUGCCUUGCCUCACUGCCAGAGCUUGGUCACUGCUGAAGGUACCUGUGUUGUGUCACGGGAGCGGUGUGGUCAGCCUCCCCACCCUGCCUGUCUGUCUCCAGGUUUUGUAGGAGGUUUACAGAAAAGUGUAUUUUGUUUUGUAGGAUACUGUUGCAAUGCUUUUGUUUAAACACCUUGUAUUUUUAUUAUUUUUAUAUGGUUUUAGUAUUUAUGGUUUUUUAUUUAUAUUUUAUUAUAAUAGACAUCCCUUCUUGCCUGUCACUGUCCUCCAGGUUUGUGUGAUGUAGCAGACAAGUGUUUGUGUUUGUGUGAUGCUGCAGUGAUGGCUCUUAUUGAUUUUUUUUAUUAUUUAUUUAUUUAUUUAUUAUUUUUUUUUUUUUUAAGUUUUAUUUGUAACCGAGAUGAGCACGCAUGUGUGUGUGUGUGUGUGUGUGUGUGUGUGUGUGUAAUCUCAGAAAUUGGGAUAACUAUUAAGGUGUUGGUGCCUUAAUGUGAGGCUUUCAGAAUAAUUAAAGAGGACGUGUGUAAUGGUUUAAUUUUAUAUGAAUAAAAACUUUAAACUUUA
This is a messenger RNA of Scylla paramamosain (green mud crab), 5202 nucleotides long. RefSeq lists its product as uncharacterized. The record is from RefSeq and is a predicted model, not a curated record. The transcript is spliced from 8 exons. Lineage: Eukaryota; Metazoa; Arthropoda; Malacostraca; Decapoda; Portunidae. Bases 3922 to 4380 code for a protein of 152 amino acids.